Messenger RNA from Aphis gossypii (cotton aphid), 2150 nucleotides. Its product is annotated as glucose dehydrogenase [FAD, quinone]-like. Lineage: Eukaryota; Metazoa; Arthropoda; Insecta; Hemiptera; Aphididae. The record is from RefSeq and is a predicted model, not a curated record. Gene Ontology annotation, molecular function: oxidoreductase activity, acting on CH-OH group of donors; flavin adenine dinucleotide binding. The coding region runs from base 99 to 1838 and encodes 579 amino acids. The transcript is spliced from 3 exons.
UAAAUAAACAUAAUUGUUUGAGUUUCUGACACGAAGUUCCGACAUCAGUUGAUCAUAGCCCAUCUUAAUAACCUAACCAUUUCUAUGGUCACUUCAUCAUGAAAAAUAUUCUUAUAGUAUUCACGAUUUUAAUUUUUUUUUCAUCUUUAACUUUUAGUCAGUUGUUUCACUUACCAUAUGCACAGUAUCAACAACAAGAAAUUCCUUUCAGAGAAAACAGUUUUAUAGGUAAUAGACCUAUAUUGAGUGAGUAUGAUUUUAUUGUCAUUGGAGCAGGUCCAGGGGGCUGUGUUGUCGCAAACCGUUUAUCUGAAGAGAAAAAUUGGACAGUACUAUUAUUAGAAGCAGGACAAGAUGAAUCUAUCUACACAGAUAUACCAGCAGCGGUACCAUUUUUAGAAACAACAGACUAUAAUUGGGGUUAUAUUGCUCAACCUUCAAAAAAUGGUUGUUUUGGUUUUAAAAAUAAUCGUUGUCCAUGGCCAAAAGGAAAAGGCAUGGGAGGAUCAUCAAUUAUAAAUGCCAUGAUUUAUACAAGAGGAAAAAGAGAAGAUUACGAUACAAUUGCAGCACUAGGAAAUGAUGGUUGGGCUUACGAUGAUGUAUUGCCUUAUUUUUUAAAAUCUGAAAACAAUUCUAUACCAGAAUACCAAAAUUCACCGUUCCAUUCACAAAAAGGAAAUCUACACGUUGAACGAGUAAGAUACCAUUCACCACGUGUUGACAAAUUUAUAGAAGCUGGAGGAGAAUUAGGACUAAAAAAAAAUAUUGACUAUACAAUUGAUCCGGAGCAUGGAGUAUCUCGCUUUCAACUUACAACACUAUUUGGACACAGAGUAAGUGCGUCCAAAGCCUUUAUUCGUCCAGCCAGAAAUCGUCAAAAUCUUCAUGUGGCUAUAUACAGUCAAGUAACAAGAAUAAUUAUUGAUCCAAAAACUAAGAAAGCAAUUGGAGUGGAGUUUAUUAAAAAGGGAAAAACUAGAACAGUAUAUUCUAAAAAAGAAGUAAUUUUAUCUGCUGGACCCAUAAAUUCACCACAAUUACUAAUGUUGUCAGGUAUUGGACCAAAAGAGCACUUAAAGCAUCAUGGUAUACCAGUUAUCCAAGAUUUACCAGUUGGAAAAACUUUACUUGAUCAUUAUGGCACAUUGGCUAUAAAAUUUGAAAUAAAUCAAACUGGACCAGUACUGACGAAAGAAACAUUAUCAGACAAGCAUUUAUUUGAAGAAUGGUACAAAUAUGGUCGAGGACCAUUAACAGCACCAGCAGGAGCGGAUGGCUUAGGUUAUAUAAGGACACCAACUGGCAAAGGGAUUGAAUUGAUAUUUAUUCCCAUAUCAGAUGAACCAAAUGCGUUUUUAAUCGCUACUCUGAUGUUACAACCAGACGCUCGUGGAAGUGUAACUUUGAAAAGCAAAAACCCAUUAGAUCCACCCCUUAUGUCCUACGGUUAUUAUGAUAACAAUACUACUGAUUUAGAAGACAAUGUUUUUGCACUUAAAUACGCAGUGAAAUUAGUAGAAGAAACACAGACUUUUAAAGGUAUAGCAGGAAAACUAAGCCCAAAACCGUACCCAAAAUGUGAAAACCUACCAUUUAAAUCAGACGAUUAUUGGGCUUGUCUAUCAAAACACCAGACAAAUACCUGGCAUCAUCAAUGUAGUACCUGCAGGAUGGGGGAUGUUGUCAAUAACAAGUUACAAGUGAUCGGAAUUCAAGGUUUAAGAGUAGUGGACUCUUCAGUAUUUCCGCAUAUUCCGCAUGGACAUACUUAUGCUCCAACUUUAAUGGUUGGUGAAAAAGGAGCUGAUAUGAUUCGAAACUUUUGGUCAAAAUAAUUUAUUAAUUAUUUGUAUAAAGUAUUUAUUUGAACUCAAAACAAUAAUUAUUUAUUUUAUAUUCUUUAUUUAUUCUCAUGUAUAUUUGAAAAGUAAUAAUAGUGUUUUAUGAAAAAAAUAUAAUACAAUUUAGUAAUAUGUAAAUAAUUGUAAUCUAGUUCUGUAUUUUACACAGAAAUCAAUUUAAAUAAAAGAGGAGAAGUUAUUUAAGUAAGUAACCACUCUACGUUUUCCUAGAAGUCGAGAUUACUUCGUCAUUGGUCACUAUAAUAUUAAAUUUGAAUUCAAUAAUAAAUUAUUAUAAAUGAAAAA